AGGUUGUAAUCAGCAUUCGGUAAACAUCAGUGAAACGAAAUGUUGAGAUCGGGACGGAGGAAUUUUCUGUACGCUUGUGUGCUCACAGCGAACAUACUCGCCUUUACUAUCGGAAUGACGCUGACCUGGACGUCACCCGUUCUUCCGAAACUCGAGAAACUGGAUCCCGAUAAUCCAUUCGAUGAGCCCAUCUCCAGCACGGAAUCUUCGUGGAUCGGAUCUUUGUUGGCUCUGGGCGCUGGAUUCGGACCGUUCUUAGCCGCUGCCUGCUCGGAUAGACUUGGAAGGAAGAUAACUCUUCUGCUGCUCUCGCUACCUGUGAUCUUCUCCUACCUGUGUUUGGCUUUCACGAAGGAAAUUAUCCUGUAUUAUGUUGCCAGAGCGGUUGGAGGGUUGUCGCUGGGUGGGACUUUCGCUAUAUUGCCUGGAUACAUAGCUGAAGUAAGCGAGGAUGAUAUUCGCGGCGUUCUUGGAUCAUCGAUGAACGUGUUCGUGGUCACCGGAGUGCUGGCGUCUUACUGCAUUGGACCUUACUUGAGCAUUACGUUGUUCAGCGUGAUUAGCGCUGUGUUUCCAAUUGCAUUUGCAAUCUUAUUUUUUAUUUUCAUGCCGGAAACGCCGCAGUUCUAUUUGCUGAAAGGGCGGAAGGAUGACGCGAGGAAGUCUCUGAUUAAAUUGAGACGCAUGGAUGAUGUGGAGGAAGAGUUGAAGACCAUGGAAGCGUUCUUGGAGGAGAACAAAAGUGGCGAUUUAAGAGACGUGUUUACCAUCAGAAGCAAUGUGAAGGCGUUGAUGAUCUCCGUGUGUUUGGCUGCGUUUCAGCAGUUGUCCGGCAUCAACAUAAUUCAAUUCUACGCGCAGAAUAUUUUCGAGACUGCCGGAAUCAAAGAACUUCCCGACGAGAUACCUCCAAUAAUUUUGGGUUUCUGUCAGUUCGCGGCCGGUUUUAUAACGCCUGUGAUCAUCGAUAGGUUCGGGCGUCGCAUCCUUCUGCUGACAUCGGCGAUUGGAAUGGCCGUGUCGCAAUUACCGCUCGGAUUCUACUUCUAUUACCUCAAAGAAGGUAAAGAUCUGGAGUCGGUUUCUUGGUUGCCGGUGUUGCUGUUGGUGCUGUACAUGCUUACGUACGGCUUCGGUUUCGGCCCUUUGCCCUGGUCCAUAAUGGGCGAAAUAUUCCCUUCGAACGUGAAGGCUCCGGCAUCCUCUCUGACCGCCUCCAUCUGCUGGCUCGUCUGCUUCUUCCUCACGAAGUUCUUCACGAACGCAAGCUUAUCCAUCGGAAUGGGUCCGACCUUCUGGAUCUUCAGCGCGUUCAACGUCGUUGCGCUUGCGUUCACCUAUUUCCUAGUCCCGGAAACGAAGGGCAGGAGCAUUGAGGAGAUACAAGCGGUGCUGUCUAAAUAGGGCCCCAUUCAAUUUGUCAAAGCGCGCAUAUAAACUUUUUCAUUAGGCAAAUAGAGGGCCCCCUCUACUCUACGGACCCACGGCCUGCCUGCCGAUUAUGUAAUUGCGGGUAGGACGUGCACGUGGCUGGGAUCAUCGCGGAUCAUCGUGUGGGGAUGCGGCGGCAGGUUAAUAUUUUGAGUAAACUCGGUUCGUGUCCAUUGUUACGAAGGGCGGGUCCCUUUCAUCCCGACGUUCACCGCUAUCACUUUGUGAACAUCUUUCUCGCUCUCUCAUCUCGACCAGCGCCAAGUGAAUGUGAAUCACGGGAAUCAUCAUCAUCGGCCACCUUAUUGAAACAUUGAAACCCGAUAAGCUUGUACGCGAUUUUAAUCGAAUAUUUGUAUUUCGCAUUUGCCAAUGAAAACGCACUUCAUCCGAGCUCUGUGGGAUACACAGAUAGACAAUGCUCUCUCUUCCUUUUCAACUUACCAACAAUUUGUAAUCUUAUUUUUUAAUCUUAAACUAAUAAAAUUUAUAAAAUAUUUUGAUUAUUUUUUA
Molecule: messenger RNA, 1944 nt
Organism: Nicrophorus vespilloides
Lineage: Eukaryota; Metazoa; Arthropoda; Insecta; Coleoptera; Silphidae
Product: facilitated trehalose transporter Tret1-like
Exons: 2
Coding region: 40-1404 (454 amino acids)
Biological process (GO): carbohydrate transport; transmembrane transport
Cellular component (GO): membrane
Molecular function (GO): sugar transmembrane transporter activity
Source: RefSeq, a predicted model, not a curated record